GGGUCUUCACCCGGUCCUGGGCCGGGGAGGCGGUACCGACCUCCGGGGGAGUCCUCACCGAGCUGUGUCUGGAAGUAAAAGCGCCUUUGCCAUCCUUCAGAGCUUCGCCUCCCGAGCCUCAGCUUGGGCCAGGUGGCGUCUUGGCACGCCGGGACGAAGGAGGCAGGGACGGUGCUCACCUCCAUCACCAACAUUGCUGUUUUUCUUUCAGAGGAUACGACGGGAAAUCUGAUCUCCAUGUUGGAAUAACCAAUAGUAACGGCGUGGUGUAUAACUACAACCAGGAGGGCAUGCACAGAGCUGAAACUGGCUGGGAACAGUGCAUCAGCAUCCCCCUAGUACAGCCAGACAUGUUUGGGCUGCUUCAGCAGUGGGAUAAGCUCCUAGAGGAAUUUUCUGUGGGAGAGGCCUGGCUUCCUCACAGGUACGAAGAGCAUGACCACAACUGCUACACGUUUGCACUGGCAUUCAUUAACAGCGUGCUCACUGCACAAGGGAAACAGCAGAUGAGUAAAAGUGAAUUUACAGAGACAUUUGUGAUCCCACAGACAAGGAAAGCUUCCAAAUACAUAACUCUUCACCAGGAGCUGACAGCUAACGAUUUCUACAUUGUACCCCUUCCUGAUCGAGAAAAACAGUGCUGA
Mesitornis unicolor (brown roatelo) is the source of this 644-nucleotide messenger RNA. RefSeq names its product MKRN2 opposite strand (gene MKRN2OS). The annotation marks the transcript as partial. NCBI's taxonomy places the organism in Eukaryota, Metazoa, Chordata, Aves, Mesitornithiformes, Mesitornithidae. The transcript is spliced from 3 exons. The record is from RefSeq and is a predicted model, not a curated record.